This is a messenger RNA of Diaporthe citri, 2304 nucleotides long. RefSeq lists its product as uncharacterized. The record is from RefSeq and is a predicted model, not a curated record. The coding region runs from base 1 to 2304 and encodes 767 amino acids. Gene Ontology annotation, molecular function: transcription cis-regulatory region binding; DNA-binding transcription factor activity, RNA polymerase II-specific. NCBI's taxonomy places the organism in Eukaryota, Fungi, Ascomycota, Sordariomycetes, Diaporthales, Diaporthaceae. Gene Ontology annotation, cellular component: nucleus. The transcript is spliced from 8 exons. Gene Ontology annotation, biological process: regulation of DNA-templated transcription.
AUGGCUACUUCUGGUAAAGAGAUAUGGAACCCGGGAAAGGUCCUUCAGGAUGAUGCCGCCGUAUUUGUCCAUGAACACAACCCCGCGGAAGAAGUUGUCGCUGGGAAGCCCGGCAAGUCCAAGGGUGACAAGGGGCCAAAGGUCGACCAGAACGAGAUCGACAACAUCGGAAAGGUGUUCGACACGAUCCGAAGACAGCCAGCAGACCGAAAGGCAGCAGCUGUGAGUUUCACGUUCAGGGGCGAGGAGUAUCAGGCGAAGAAAGAGGAGUGCAUCUCCCGCGGUGCCCACGUGCGUGGUGCAGUCUGCUUCAGCGGUUCGAAGCACAGCUUUACAUCUAGGGGGAUUUAUGCGAUGAUGACCCAGGAUGGCUAUGUUGUCAUUGUGAAGACCAAGUCAUUCAAAACGACGCAGGCGGCCGUAGAGGGUGGGAAAGGCCUGGCGCACAACGUACAGAGUGCCGCAAUUAGCCGCCCGGCCGCCACUAGGAAGACACCACCCCCUUCAGCCCCAUCCAAGACAUUUACCAUAGACGUCCCACUGUCGGCCGGGGAUGACACCGACAUGGAACCCUCGGAGACCUUCGACGCUCUUCGGGAUGCUCACGGAGCUUACCUCGAUGGUCUCGUACCGGAUGACGACCUAGAUGGGGACGCAGAUGCUCACCCCUCUGUCCAGGCCUCCUGCUCGACCAGUGGCGCAGGUACUUUCUCGUCCUCGACGCCAUCGGUCAGUUCUCGUUCCGUCCACGGGCUCAGCAGCAUCCAGCCUCAGUUCAACCUCGACUCCGCCACGUCCCUCCUGAACUCGUUCAGGAACGGCAUGCUACCUUACUUCCCUGUGCUCGCCCUUCCGUCCGAUGCGACUGUUCCAUCAUUGGCCAAGGAUAAGCCCUUCGUGUUGCUUGCUAUACUGGCGGCAGCCAGUGGGGGCAGAAGUAUGCAGGGUCACAGCCUCUAUGACGAGGAGUUUCGCAAAGUCCUAGGUUUCAAAUUCGUCAGUGGUGGCGAGCGGAGCCUCGAAUUAUUGGUCGGGCUGCAGAUUUACUGUGCGUGGUAUCCAUUCCACCUGAGGCCGAAACAGAAGCAAGCUUCACAGUAUAUUCGCAUGGCAGCCGAUAUCGUCCAUGAUCUCGAACUCGAUCAACAGCCUGAUAACUUCGACCAAGGUAAUUUUGAGACAGACGAGAAGUUCCUGGCUGGGAUCCGAGCUUAUGUAGCUUGCUACUAUCUUUGCACCAGUAUUGCGUCCAUCUGGUCCAAGAAAAACUCCCUGCCUUUUGAGCAGUGGACAGCCACCUGCUGUGAUAUCCUCGAGAGAUCGGAGGCCGGUCCAGCUGCAAGAGCGGACCAGAGCCUCGCCUGGCUGGCUCGAUUCGGUAAUAUUUCUGAGGAGACUUCAUCAUUGACUAAGCGCAAGGGACAGCGACAGCACGAACCCCAGCAUGUGCUACUGAUGGUCAAGGGGAUGGAGGCGCAGAUGCGAGAGUGGCAGGGCCGCAUAGCUGCUGAUGUAUCCUCAAAGCCUGUGGUCCACACUGCCUCCCUCUUUACAGAUAUCUUGCUCCAGGGCUACGCACUUCUCAAGUUCCCAUACUACAACUCGCGAAAACAGAAUCAACAAUCGCAAGACCCACUCGUCGACCCAGAUCGAUUAUGGUCUUGCGCUAAGUCUUUACGCACCUGGUACGACUAUAUUUUCUCCCUCCCGGACGCCGAAUUCGCCAAUUUCACCGCGACAGACUGGGGCCACUUCGUUGGGGGGAUCAUCCUCGGGCUUCGAUUAUCAUUUCCUCUCCCCAAGGACUGUCCUUCCUGGGACCAUGUCGCAGCUCGUGAGGCAGUCGAUCUGGGCUCAUUCCUAGAGAGAUUCACGCAUGACGGCAGUGGUACCGCAGACCUGACGCCGGCCUCGAGCAAGUCGAGUUCCAGCACAGACGUGUUGUCGGCAAGCAAGGUCGUUCUGGGCGUCGUCAAGACCAAGUAUGACAAGCGUCUUGCCGCCUUGGAGAAGACUGCUCUUGCGCAGCCGCCUCACCCUAUGCCCGCCGACGCUGAUGCGGGGCUGAGCAAGUGCCCAAUGUUUGACGGGAGCCUUGAUCCGUUCAUAGAAACAUGGGACGACACUUUCCUGGACCCUUCGAGCCUUUUGAAUGCCUCGCUCAUGGACCCUGCGAUGGCUGCCGUGCCUGGGGCUGGCAGGUCCUCCGACGCACAGCCAGUGGUAUAUCAUGAUCUCUGGGCUACGAUGACUAUGGGUUGGAGCCAGGAUAGCUUCGCCAAUACGGACUUCGGUGGCCUCUAG